Molecule: messenger RNA, 2342 nt
Organism: Orbicella faveolata
Lineage: Eukaryota; Metazoa; Cnidaria; Anthozoa; Scleractinia; Merulinidae
Biological process (GO): canonical NF-kappaB signal transduction; protein phosphorylation
Molecular function (GO): ATP binding; protein kinase activity
Source: RefSeq, a predicted model, not a curated record
AUGCGUCAAAAGUCCCAGUGCACAAUUUUGGACAAGAUCUUUCCAAGAGUCUUGAUAGUAAGCAGUAACUGUUAUUUUUGUGGUACAUCUAUCAUAAUCUCUCCAUUAGGGGGCUCUGUGGAAGAGUAUGGAAAACUUUAUGAGGGCCAUGCAGUCUAUAUCCUGGGCAAAGUUACUUCUGCUGUGGAGUUUAUGCACUCUCGAAGAUUGCUGCACCGUGAUAUUAAAGGCGGAAAUGUUCUUUUAGAUGCCACAGGAGAGAAGGUGAAGCUUGCAGACUUUGGAACAACAAUCUGGUGUGAUGGCUAUCAACAGGACAAUUCCCCAAGAGGUACAGAAGCCUUCAUGGCCCCAGAGGUCUGUCGCAGUGAACAGCACUCAUUCAGUGCAGAUAUUUGGGAAUUGAUGUGCUUACUUUAUCAAAUGUUGGUGGGUAAACCUCCCUGGAUGGAGUUCUCUUGUGGCUCUUUGCUGUUCAAGAUUGGGACAGCAUCUCAGCCUCCACAAUCUCCUCCAUGCAGCCCUGAAGUUGAGGAUUUUUUCAACCAAGGUUUUGUUCUUGAACCAUCAGAGAGAGCUACAGCUGCAGAACUUCUACAGCAUCCAGUGUUUGUGACAGCGCCAUGUGUCUCAAACAUUCCACUCCCCUCUCGAGAGGAUAUUUGGCUUGACGAAGAUGGUAGCUUCAGCUCUGAGAUAACUGACAGUGAUAUGGAAUCCCUAGUGUCAGAACAGUCUUCAGAUGCCUUGUCAACUGACUGUGAGGCAGGAAAUUGCAAUGAUGAUCAGGAGGAGGAGAUGGACAAUGAUGAUGAUGAUGAUGACGUUGACAACAACAGUGACAGCGAAGCCCGUGAUGGCUAUGAUGACAGUAGCAGGGACAUCCAGGAGCCAGAUCUACUUGGGGUUGAAGCUGCCAUGUUUAUAGGGGGGCCAUGGCAAGGCCUAGACCUGUCUGCAGAAGAGCAACUGCAGUCAUUGCAAAGUGAGCUAUUUCUCAGCCUUGAAGGUCAGGACUUGGACAGAGUUUUGAACGAAAUUGAGGAAAACGCUGAUGUUAAUGACAAUGACAUCAACCUUCUGAAAGGCGAAGAUUUCAAUGUUGGCCAGUUCAUAGGUCAGCUACUUGGUGAUGCAGACAUGUCUAGCACCCAGCCCCUUUCAGGAGCCUUUGCUACCCCAGAAUGGUUGUACUCCAUAACAGAUCUUACGAAGCUUCACAUAAAGGACAGCGAAGGGAAUUUGGUUUUUACCAUCCGAGAAAGACCAAGUACAUCCUACGGCAACCUGGGAAGAGAGCAUCAUGGCAAUAUUGCGUCUGUGCUAAACCUCGAUGCGUUCACCUUAACUCGUGAAGAUGGAACGCCGUUGAAUGUUCGCGCAGAGAUUGGUUUCGAAGAGCAAGCAGUCAGAGUUGUCCGUGCGCAUGACACUGACAACUGGCAGCCUUACCGCUGGAGGGUGGACGUUUAUGGACGCGUGGAGCAGUUUUUCGAGAUUUAACUCUGAGUCAGAUGUACCACCAGGAACUACCUGGGCGCUUUCACUAAAGAGCGUGAUGCGCAAGAAGGUUCCUUGCAAUGCGAGGUCAUACAUUUGCACACUUAGGAUUGAUUAUGCUGAUUGGUGUGCGUUACUUGUUUUUCGGUGUUGAAGUACAGGAAUUCAUUGCGGUAGCGAGAGUGUCUUAGGUUAUUAAUGUCUAUUAUAGCUUAGUUUUAAAGUACAAUAAGGCCUGUUUGAAGUUUAAAAUAUUUUUCACCAUAGCUAUGUAUUGUAGGUUAUAAUAUAAACUAGAAGUUUAACAGUUUAAAAUGAUAGUCUAGUUUUAUAAGAGUAUGUGAAACAUACACUAUUUUUAACUUAAAGUAACGUAUAAAAUGAGUGCUUGUAAAACGAGUUCUUAGAAUGUAUGUAAGUUUUGUAGGUUUAGAGGGGCAAAAAUAGAACGAAAACAAGAAUUGGUGAAAGAACGAACUCUCGCUCCAGUUUGACCGCUAACUAACGCGCGCUCCGGUUUGACAAGGACUUCAUUACGGCUCUCGCGCAGUCGCAGCUCGUUUAACCAGGCGCUGAAAUAUAAGUUUGUAGAAGUGUACCUCUCGUGGGUCCGUUAUUUUUAUCGACUCUCGUUCUUGUUCUAUUUGGCCUUAGAACGGUAACCGAAGGUUACUUUCGUAUUAACUAUAAGAGUGAAACUCGAAAUGUCACCUGAUUAUUAAUUCGCCUGCAUAUGAAAUGCUACUAAAAAGGAGUAGUUGAUUCUUUUUUCAUGUAACGUAUAGUUAGUACUUGAUUCAUAAAAUAAUGUAAAGGAUCAUUAAACAUAAGGUUGAAACAUC